This is a messenger RNA of Eleginops maclovinus (Patagonian blennie), 5052 nucleotides long. Its product is annotated as sodium- and chloride-dependent GABA transporter 2-like. Bases 208 to 1989 code for a protein of 593 amino acids. Gene Ontology annotation, biological process: sodium ion transmembrane transport. NCBI's taxonomy places the organism in Eukaryota, Metazoa, Chordata, Actinopteri, Perciformes, Eleginopidae. The transcript has 15 exons. Gene Ontology annotation, molecular function: gamma-aminobutyric acid:sodium:chloride symporter activity. Gene Ontology annotation, cellular component: plasma membrane. The record is from RefSeq and is a predicted model, not a curated record.
CAGCUCUCAUUGUCAUACAAACACGGCUCCCUCAAGCGUCUACUCAUGGGCUCAUUAAUGGUCAGAGCUGGGAAGAGCACUUUUCCUGGAGACACUGGGAGAUCUAGCCUUGUAUAUACCCUUAAACGCACCAGAUGACUCCCACCUAGGGCUAAAUGGAAGAAUAACUACACAGACUACAGACGUGAAGCGACCUUUAUCAGCAUAAUGAAAAAGCCUUACGAGCCAGAGGACAAGUUCAGGCUGGAGAUGGCCACAGCCCAGCCUGCACCCCCCACCCUGACCCGAGGCCAGUGGUCGAACAAAAUUGAGUUCCUUCUGGCUGUUGCAGGACAAAUCAUAGGCCUAGGAAAUGUGUGGAGGUUCCCUUACCUGUGCUACAAAAAUGGAGGAGGUGUGUUCUUCAUCCCCUAUAUCCUCUUCCUCUUCACCUGCGGCAUCCCCCUGUUUCUAUUGGAGACGUCUCUCGGCCAGUACACCAAACAGGGCAGUAUUACAUGCUGGAGAAAAAUCUGUCCACUUUUUGAAGGUAUGGGCAUUGGCCAUCAGGUGGUGGUUUUAUACUCCAGCAUCUAUUACAUCAUCAUAUUGGCCUGGGCUUUCUUCUAUCUCUUCUCCUCUUUCAACUCUGAACUUCCAUGGGCCAGUUGCAGAAACAGCUGGAACACAGAGACCUGUGUGGAGUUUGAUCGAAAGGAUGGUUAUUUGAACUGGACUGUAGCUGAAAAUGCGACUUCACCAGUGAGAGAGUUUUGGGAGAGAAGAGUUUUGAAUAUCACAGGAAGUGUCCAUGAGUUAGGCAGCAUACGAUGGGAGCUGGCUCUGUGUCUUCUGUUGUCCUGGAUCAUCUGCUACUUUUGUGUCUGGAAAGGAGUAAAGUCAACUGGGAAGGUAGUGUAUUUUACUGCCACAUUUCCAUACCUGAUGCUGGCGGUAUUGGUUGUGCGUGGACUUACGUUGCCAGGGGCCAUAAAUGGGAUCAAGUUCUACCUGUACCCAGAUCCAUCCCGCCUCACCGAUCCUCAGGUGUGGAUGGACGCAGGCACACAAAUAUUUUAUUCCUAUGCUAUCUGCAUUGGGUGUCUUACUGCGCUUGGCAGUUAUAACAAGUAUGACAACAACUGUUACAAGGACUGUGUGUACUUGUGCCUUCUAAACAGUGGGACCAGUUUUGUAGCUGGUUUUGCCAUCUUCUCUGCACUUGGAUUCAUGGCAUAUGAGCAGAACACAGACAUAUCAAACGUGGCAGAGUCAGGUCCUGGCUUGGCGUUCAUUGCCUAUCCUCGAGCGGUCGCCAUGAUGCCUUUUCCUCAGCUCUGGGCGAUAUUCUUUUUUAUAAUGAUCAUCCUACUGGGACUGGACAGUGAGUUUGUUGGACUGGAAGCCAUCGUUACAUCGAUUUCUGACACAAACCCUUCCUUCUUCCACGUUGGCCAUCGACGUAAACUUCUUCUACUUGCCAUCAGUGUUCUUAGCUUCUUCGUUGGCCUUGUGAUGGUCACAGAAGGUGGGCUGUACAUCUUCCAGCUGUUUGACUACUAUGCCUGCAGUGGGAUGACUCUACUUCUCUUUGCCAGUCUGCAGUCUCUUUGUAUCGGAUGGAUAUAUGGUGCAGACCGGUUUUAUGAAAACAUAGAGGACAUGAUCGGCUACAAGCCUACAUCCCUGAUUAAGUAUUGCUUGAAGUAUGUCACUCCAGUAAUAUGCAUGGGAACGUUUGUUUUCUCCUUGAUCAAAUACACUCCUCUGAAGUUCAACAACACUAUUGAGUAUCCAUGGUGGGGAUAUGCUCUCGGCUGGUGGUUUACUCUCUCCUCUACACUCAUGGUUCCUCUAUUUAUGUCGUACAGACUGUGCACCACUCCUGGUACACUGCGACAGAGGUUCUCUUUCUUAUGUACUCCGACUGAAGACCUGAACUCGAACAGAUCAGAAAAGAAAGGACUUGAAAUGCUCCAGUUGACCUCAGCUGAUGUUGUAGUAUCGUAAUGAGCAAACUAGAGCUGCUUUCAGUCCCUGGUUGCUCAAGAAUAGUGGUUGCGAUCAGUAAAAUGUCAGUUUGCAUACGUGUAAAAGGCCUACAAAAGAUCAACUAUUUAAAAAAAAAAGUGCUUUCCUGUCAUUUAAAUAAAUCCAAUAAUCAUUUUGAGGGUUUGAAUUCAUACACAAAUAUUGUAAAGAUCAAAUGUCUACUUACUGUAAAGGGAACAUCUGCUUUUAGACACAUAUCAUGAUUUUGAAGAAACAACAUUCAAAAAUCUUUGUAGUCUGUACAAAAAAUAUGAGAAAUUGUCUAAAUAGCCAAUGUGAAAUUUAACAAACACAGCCUCAAACCUAUUCAGAAAAUUGCUGUUCCUGAAACCAAUUAUUACUUUCCUAAUGAUUUAAUUUGUUCAUUUUGCCUCAAUUAAUUAGGUUUUUAAGGGACAAAUGCACAUUAAAACUUCCCAGAAUAUGAGGUAACCGGUAAAUACUGAAUGUCUUCAAAAUUCGUCAUGUAUUAGUGUUUUGUUGAUCAAUGAUUUGUCUUUUAGUUGUCAGCUCUUUCAUCAAGCGAACCUUAUAACCUGUCUUUCAUAAAUCAACAGCCAUGCCUGCAUUCACACAUAUUUUAAACUGUUACUUGUGUAAAGAAAGAAAAAAAGUUGAGAAAAUUAGUGUUCUGUUUUAUCCAGGUUAUAAAACUUCUAGAGUAAAUUAACCAUGCUAAACACUUGCCAAAUAAGCCAUACAGUUUGAACACUUAAGUCACUUUUAGGUCACUGUGAAUGCUGAAAUUGAAUUCCAAAUUGUGGAUAUCACUACAUAGAGCAGUAAUAUGAAAGAGGAACAGUUGUCUAGCCCUUAUUGUCCGAUUCAAACUUUGGACAUGUACCUUAAGUUUAACUUGAGCGAUUCUGACAUGAAGACAACAGAACUGUAGCCAUAUUAAUGUGCAUGUAAUGCCCACACAGGAAGGAAACGAUUCAGCACUUACAAGUUAGUGUUUGGUGUCGGAGGAAACAAACAACCUUGAGUUGGAUGUGACACUGAGAAAGCCUGUUCGCUGUAGCAGUGAGAGACACAAAGAGUAUCUUUUUAACAAAGCUAUUUUGAGUAUAUUUAACUGAAGACUCAACUUUAAAUAGUUUUUAUACAGAAGGUGCAGGUAAUAUUCAUAUCAUUUUGUAUACUCGUCUUUUGUAUCAUUGUCAUAAAAAUCUGUGGCAAUAGUCCUUUGUGUAACAUGUAAAUGCUAUGAUAUGCCAUUACUUACAUUUAAGGAUCAAAAACUAUUUUGAUGUUUUUUUUAAAUGUCUGUUUUCACAAGAUUUAAGAACAUUCUGUGUUUGUUUGAAUCAUAAGACUGAUGCAUACUGUAAUGUGUUUAUUUUUGUUUUAAUCGUAAUAAACAAUGUGCCAUACUUUAAAUGAUUUCAGAGUAAACUGUUAAUAACGUGAUAUUGAUUAGCUUAGAUUUCCUGGCAGCUCAUCAUUAUUGAUUUAUUUGAUUGUUUUCCGAAAAAAAUUGUUGGUAAAACUGAUUUGAAUCUUGAAUGGCAAAAAGAAUCAGAACAUCUAUUGGACAAAUUAAUAUUAAAGUAAUUGAAAUAAAUCUCUUAGUCAUUUAAAACAUCCAGUGAUGACCAAUUACCAGUUUGUGAUGUGAUGAUCAAAUGUGUAACUUUUUUAAGAUGGUGAAAACUAUGAUACAGAAAAUAUGUGGGAAUACAAUUUUUAAAUGAGAUAUUAAUAUUUAAUAGAAUACAAUUAAAUUAAAUUGGAUCCUCAUAAAUUAUUUGUUUUACAAACGCUAAACAGAAGCAGAUCCUUCUCUGGGUCAUGCUAUGUUAAGAUAAAGGAGUGAAUAUGCACAGACUGUCCUUGACUGCACCAACAACAAGGAUCAUAUCAAAGGAUUUAUACAGGUGCAAUACCUCAUAACAACUACAUAAAGGGCCCUCUAAGGCUUUUGGGGGGUUUUCAUUACCUUUGGUGUGUUGUACAGGUUUUUGUGCAUGUAAGUGGCCUGAAAUUACUAAGUUCCCUCCAAAGGGGUUUCUCUGCAACACACUGUUGCAGUCCCCCCUUGGUUCUUAAGUUUCAGCUCAUAGUUUAUCCAUACAGCUCACAACUUUAUGUUGUUCUGGUUUAAUUUGACCGCACCAGUACCAAAGAAUGUUCUACAAUGGUGGAUGUGAUGGUGCAUUCAGCAGGUAACGACCAUAUUUGUUGAGUUAAAACAGAAUGUAUGGAUUGGCUUCUCAAUUGAAGAAUGACAUGUUUCAUUAAUGCAACUCUUGGAUUUAUUAUAUGCUUUUAAAGUGCAAAAAAAUAAAAAAUAUAUAUAUAAAGAAGACAUGAACAAAGGUACCAUACGUAGUUUUUGUCUGAAAAUAUUUCAUUGCAUAAAUGCCGGUUUAACACAUUGAUCAAAUCUUGCUUUAGAGGGAGAAGAUCUUUUGAAUACAUGUAAACACUUUGUAGAACAGUUUUUAAUAAAACCAAUCUCAAUCGGCAGUGCGGCAGUUAAUCAGCUGCAUUUUGUUUAUGUCAAACUUUUCCAAAUAUUCCUAUAAUUGGCAUUGGCAAGUUAUCAAAAAUGAUGAAUACAGCUUUAAGAGCCCCAGGAUAUUUUUUGUAGAUGACAAUGAGGGAUAAAUAUUCUGUAUAAUCUCAAAUGCAAUUAAUAAUUGCUAGAAAAGGUACGUCAUGCUCAUUUCCACUAUACAAAAUGUUUGAAUGUGUAGAGCCAGCAGUACUUCGAAACAUAUAGCAUAAGCUGUUUAAAAACCUUUCUAACAAGCAACAACAAUAUACAGUAUAUCAACACGCACACAGUUGCACAUACAUACACGCUGUUGAUUUUUUUUCUUUUUACACAAAAUAUUUAAGACAGCUAAGGUUUUCGUUGUGAACCAACUAAUGUUUAUAAAACAUUUCAAGAUUAUCGUCAAGAAUUUAUCCAGAUAUUUCAUGAAAAGAUAACAGUGUUGGUUUUUACAGUCACCAAAGUGCAACACUGUCCACUAUCAACCAUCAUUCACACACUUUGAAAAAAAAAACAUGAAA